UGCAUCUCUCGCGAGCCAAUUCAGUGGCAUCUUGGCCUGCGAGCCACCCUCGCCAUGAGCUCGUCUUGGAACGUCCUGAACGAUGACAAUCAAGACUCAGAACGGCACGAACUCUAUCUCCAGCGCAAGGCACAGAUCGAGAGCUUCCUGAGACUCUAUAACGACGCCAUAGCGCACCGGCUUCGCGGACGUUCUGCGGAAGCCAAGUCCUUUCUCGAGACCCUCGUCAAGGAAUCCUUUUUCAAAGAACAGCUCGAUCCAAUCAACGAUGUGCAAACGUCACAGCCUCACCAACUGCAGUAUGUCGUGUUCAAGAACUAUGCUCGAUAUUUGGAGGAAGAUGGAAAUCUGGAUCAGGCGCUGUCGUACUACAAAAAGGCACACCGGCUCACUAACCGCGACGAAGCGCUUGCUCUCAAGAUCGCGCGGAUCAUGAUGCAGCGCCGACAAUAUGAGGGUGCAGUGGCCCUUCUGAAGCAGGUCUAUGCCGACGCACUCAUGGAGGAGCACCGCCAGAACGCCUUGCGAGCCAUGUGCGAGGUCUUUUUCCACGUCGGCGAUACAGCGGCGGCUCUCAAGUACACCAAGCUGGCUCUUCUUGACGACGACGGCUGGGCCACGGGCAUAUGGAUAUUCAAAUCGAUCAUCGAUGGACAUCUGCAAGCCUUGGCGUCCUUGGGAUACCUCAACGCCGAUGUCAAUCCCGAGGAUCUCCGGCUCUAUGCCGUGCACAAGAGCAGAUGGGAAGCUCUCUUGAAUGCGCACCCAGAAGCCCGCAUCUCCCGCCGCCCUGCGGUUUCAGGAAACCACGAUACACAUGUUGCUCCCUGCGAACUAUACCUUGAGGAUGCGUCCUGGCUCGGUCUCGGCCGUCUUCUCCUCAACCAUAUCCGAAGCGACGGCCCACAGCUGUCAGCGGCGGCUGACGCACAGUGCAUUGUCAUUCGAAUCGGCUCGGAGCUGAGGCUAGGACUACCUGGAAUCGAUGUCGACAUGGCUAUGAGUGCGGCAAUGCCACAAACGCCCCCGCCGCAGCAGCACCACUAUGACAGCGACCCAGUUGCAUCUGGGCUGUCGGAAACGGAGCGCCCUUCAUCGCCGCAAAAGCGCAAGGCUGCCGACGCAUCGGGAUCUGCUCAGAAAGGCCGUUGGCCUAACGCCAAAUGCCCAUAGGGAAACGCGCACAUCGAAGCGAACCAAGGGCAAGUCCUCGCAGCCCGAACAGGAUAAGGCUACCAUGGCUGACCUGGCCAUGCUGGAUCCAUGGCUGCCUUCUCGGUAUCGCUUCGAUCCGGAUAGCGACUCACUGCUUGCAUCCGCUGAAUCACUCAAGAUCACGGAGGCAUUUGCCCGCCGACUUUCGACAGCCGAUUUGGGUCUGGCACGGCGGCGUGGGCGAGGAGCGCCAAAAAAGUCAGACUCGCCCGUCAAAUCAGCCGAGCCCCCCGCCCACUUAGGGAAAGACGACUUUGUGGACUUUCCCGAUCUUACCUUUGCC
This is a messenger RNA of Polychytrium aggregatum, 1498 nucleotides long. RefSeq lists its product as uncharacterized. Gene Ontology annotation, biological process: chromatin organization. The coding region runs from base 55 to 1173 and encodes 372 amino acids. Gene Ontology annotation, molecular function: protein binding; nucleosome binding. The record is from RefSeq and is a predicted model, not a curated record. The transcript has 10 exons. Gene Ontology annotation, cellular component: nucleus. NCBI's taxonomy places the organism in Eukaryota, Fungi, Chytridiomycota, Chytridiomycetes, Polychytriales.